UUACGGUAAAGAAAUCGAAUGACUAUAGCAUAAAGAACGCCAGUGCAACGUUGAAUUGAUGAGUGUGUAAUAAAGUGUUGGGCGUUGUCGUUUAUUCUUUUUUAUACCUGCCUUUUCGGCGGUAUUAAAAAACAAUGGAUUUUUUUAUAAAAAUGAAGUGCAAUUGUUAUUUUUUUAGUGCCUCUCUUCUUUGGAUUUUUAUAAUUUAUCUUCAAAAUGUUCAAGCUGGACAAAAUGACACAAUUGUCACUUGGUGCACUGUGUCAAAGGAGGAAUUUGAAAAGUGUAAACAAUUUUCGAACGUAACAAUGAAAGAUAGAGCAUACUUUGGUGCACACUUUAUUCAACUGAAUUGCACUCAUGCUUUUAAUAAAGAAGAAUGUAUGUUUCUUCUUGAUCAAGAAAAAGCACAAUUAACCACUCUGGAUCCCGGUGAAGUGUUUACAGCAGGAAGAUAUCACAGUUUAAUUCCAAUAAUGAAGGAAAUUUACGAAAAUAAAUUAAAUUAUCAAUAUGCAGUUGCAGUUGUUAAGAAAAACACUUUAACUGAUGUCUCGAGUCUUUAUAAUUUACGUGGCAAGAAGGCAUGUUUUCCUGGUGUGGGAAUAUUGGGUGGAUGGGUCAUUCCACUAAAUCAGUUGUUAAAAAACGGAGGAAUGGAAAUUCAUGACUGUAAUAAUCACGUGAAGUCUGCAAUUCAAUAUUUUGGACCAAGUUGUGCUGUGAAUUCGCUGAUCGACAAAUACAAUCCAUUAGGUGACAACUCUCAUCAACUCUGUAACUUGUGCAUUGGAAAAUUACCUGGUGGUAAAUGCACCAAUGCAGAUCCUUAUUCUGGUUACGAAGGAGCGUUCCGCUGUUUGUCUGAAGCUGGAGACAUUGCUUUUCUAGUUCAUACGACCGUACAAGAAAUGACAUCGAAAACAUACGAAAAUUCUCUACAUACGAAAAACGAUUACGAAUUACUUUGUUUGGAUGGAUCACGAAGGCCAGUGGAUGAAUAUCGCAUUUGUAAUUGGGGUGAAAUUCCAUCGCGAGCAAUUGUCACAUCUUCAGCGACAAAUCAUUUUACAAGAAAAUUGUAUCAAAGAUUUUUAGAGAAAGCAGCUCGACGUUAUUCGACAGAGAGGCAUAAUUCGACUUAUGAUUACAAUAGUCGACCUGAUUAUUCAUCGAAUAAUAACUCAGGUUAUGAUAGAAGAAAAUAUUAUGGCAAUAAUAAUAAUAAUAAUCCCUCUGGAUACAGUAAUUACGAUAAUCCAAAUGAAUUCGGCAAUAUGGACUAUCGUGAAGGAUUUGAUGGAUAUCAGAAUAAUGACGAUAGAAGAUAUUCAACUGAAGCGCCGUUUAUCAAAAAUCCUGAUAAUUUCAAUUUGUUUGAAUCGCCAUCGAAUUAUUCAAAGCACAAUCUUCUCUUUUCCGACGUAGCCAGAGAUUUUGUCUCCUUACCAGAGAAAAGUCAAAUCUAUUCGGAAUAUUUGGGAAAGAACCUUGAUUACGUUCUGGCGUUGAGGAACUGUCCUGUUAAUAGAAUGAAAAUUUGCGUAACAUCAGAUCCCGAAUUGGCAAAGUGUUUCAAAAUGAAGAUUGCUUUGGAUGCACAAUUAUUGAAGCCACAAGUUGUAUGCCACAAGGGUUACAGUCACAUUAACUGUAUGCGCGAAAUAGAAAAGGGAUUUGCCGACGUUGCAGUAUUGGAUGCGAGCGAUGUUUACACUGCCGGUCUACGCUUCAAUUUAAUUCCUUUUAUUUCCGAAGUGUACAAUCUUGGUUCUCCUGAAUAUUACGUGGUCGCCGUUGGAAAGGAAGACGAUCCCGAUACGGAUUUAACAUAUUUGAAAAAUAAAUACACUUGUCACACUGGAAUUAAUACGGCUGCUGGUUGGGUCUAUCCUCUUUCCUAUUUACUCACCAACAGAUGGAUGAGAGGAUAUGGCUGCGAUUCGGUUCGCGCUGCUGCUGAAUAUUUCACGAAAUCUUGUGUACCUGGAGCCCUCAGUCCAGAAUAUAAUAUAGGAGUGCCUUAUGACAACAUGUGCGACCUCUGCCACGGAACAGACAACAAAUACUGUCGAAGAGAUCAUUCUGAAGAUUACUUUGGCUAUACAGGAGCUUUCAGAUGUUUAGUGGAAGGUGGAGGCGAUGUUGCUUUCGUGAAGCACACAACAGUCGCAGAAAAUACGGACGGCAAACGAAAGGAAUGGUGGGCUCGUAACACUUUUACAAGAGACUUCCAACUUCUCUGUCCGGAUGGAACACGUCGCUCGACUCACAAAUAUAAAGAAUGUAAUUUAGGAAAAGUCGCCGCCAACGCAAUUGUCACACGAGGAGGAGAGGCCUACAACGAGACACAAGUUAACGCAUUCAUUAAUCUUUUUAUUUACGCCCAACAAUUCUAUGGAAGAAAGGAUCAGGACGACUUUAGCUUCAGUAUGUUCUACAGUGUUCCCCCGUACAGUGAUUUAAUAUUUCAAGACGCAACUCAACAGUUGGUUGUCAUUCCAAGGGAGAAACGUGAAUAUAGCUCUUAUUUAGGUCCAGAUUUUAUGAGAGCAAGAAGAGUCGUUGAUUGCGCCGCCGGAGCUUCAUCAGUAACAUAUUCUUUAUUGGGAACUUUUACCAUGAUCACUCUUGCUUUACUUUUUAGCAGAUAAGUAUUUUUCAUAAUGAUCAAAGUUCAAUUUAUCCCUCAAAAUUUUUGAAAUAAAUUUUCAAAAAUUCCUGUUCUCCAAGAAACAAAGAAAGCCAGUAGAAUUUCAAAAAAAUACUCCUUGAUAACGAAAAAAAAAUCGUUUUUGAAUCUCAAAUUUUACAAACAAAGAGAAAUUCUACAAGACUGUAUUUAAUAGUGUACAUAAACUAACUGCCUACGUCUGAUACCAAAACAAUUUUCUUCGAAAAUUAUUUUCAUUUGCAAUUAAAAUUAAAAAUUUAAAGAAAAAUGUAUUUGGAUCAAAGACUUGAAAUUGAAUUUACAAAGUAGCUGAAAUCGAUAAAGUUAAAGUCCACAAAAAAUUGAUGAAUCUAUUCGAAUAUUACUUUUAAGAAAUGUAGAAAAAUUGAAAGUCUCGUUCAAAGAACCGCUAAAAAGCUAAAAUAUAUUAAAAAUUAAAGUUUUAAAUCAUAAUUUUUAAAGGAACUUUUUCGUAACAAGAAAUUGAAAUUCCGAAUUCUUUUUUAAUUUAGGAAGGAAGGAGUUUGAGUUUUAGAAAAUUAUAACGUUGUGGACUUGAACUUUUGGUUGAAAAUUGUCCGUCGGCUAAAUUUUAUAAAAUAAAAGUUAGUCUUUUAAUAGAAUGUGGAGAUUUUAAAACAACUUUAUUUGAACAACUUUAGAGAAUUAGACUUCUUAUUUACAAAUUUUUAAUGCUCUUUAAAAAGAACUUUUAUACAAAAUUAUUGCUUUGUAUAUAUUUUAUACACAUUCAUAAAGUACAAGUGACUAUGAGUCAAAAACUAUGUAGUUUGUAGAUAUAGUUGAAAAUAGUUAAACUUACAUUUUAUAUUGUGCCUUUGAAACAAAAAGAUGUUAAUAAGAAGAAAAUAGUUUCUAAUUAUUAAUUAUACAUUAAAUUUACGUUUUAUAUUAAUAAAUCCGUCCAUUUUUAAUAUUUGAAUGUAAUUUUUAUAUAUUGUACUUCUAUUUUAAUGUACUAUGCCGUCCAUGGAAAA
Leptopilina heterotoma is the source of this 3672-nucleotide messenger RNA. RefSeq names its product melanotransferrin (gene Tsf2). Gene Ontology annotation, biological process: iron ion transport. The record is from RefSeq and is a predicted model, not a curated record. The transcript is spliced from 9 exons. The coding region runs from base 135 to 2654 and encodes 839 amino acids. NCBI's taxonomy places the organism in Eukaryota, Metazoa, Arthropoda, Insecta, Hymenoptera, Figitidae. Gene Ontology annotation, cellular component: recycling endosome; extracellular region; early endosome.